AUGUGUUACUGGAUUAUUGAAAGAAAGAUGUCACUUCAAGUAUUGUCAAAACUUAUUCAGAAGUCUAAUAUUUCACAAUGUAGAUGGCAGCAUUAUUCUCGGACAUGUAUUUCCAUUAUCACUGAGAGUAAUGGUCCUUCAAGAUAUCAUCAAAGGACAGGUACUUUCUGUUCAACACAGCAUGGUGCUUCAAGAUCAAUUCAUAUUGGAGGAAAUUUAGAUCCAGUGCCAACGCCUGUCAUUACUUCAUGGAAAUCUUUUAGUAGUUUCUCUGAGAAAUCUUUUUUGAUGACAGAUGAAACAGUUUCUGAUUUACGACGCUUUCUCAAUGAGGUUGGCACAGAUCCAAAAGAAGCCAGAUUUUGGUUAAAACAUUUUGCUACUGUAGAAGAACAACAAGCUUUUGCUGUGUUUCAAAUUGAUCCAGAAUUAUUCUGUCACCCUCAACAACUUGAAAUCCUAUCAUCCAGUCUCUCGUUUCUACAUCGUAAUAAAAUGAAACCUGUGAUAGUGUGUGGUCCUAGAAUAAAACAUGGUACAACUCUAUCACAAGAUGACUUCCAGAAAUUGAAAACUAAAACAGCAUUAGAUAUGACAGUAUUCACUAGUUUAUUAGAAUCUCAUGGUGUUCAAGCUAGACCAUUAUUUGUGGGUAGUGGUGUUAUAAAAGCAAAAGCCUUGGAAGGCACCAAAUAUUCUGGUGAAAUCAUGGAUAUAGAUAGUGAUAUUGUUCAAUGGUGUUUAUUAACUCAACAUAUACCAGUCAUCUCUUCCCUGGGUGAAACAACAGACGGACAAAUUCUCUCCCUUGAUUUAUGGUCUGUUACUAGGCAACUGUCUCAAAUUCUAAAACCCCUUAAAGUCAUGAAGAUAAACUUAAAUGGCGGCUUUGUUAACAAUAUUGAUCAGGUUGUGGCCAAUGUUAAUUUACCAGUAGAUCUGGAGUCUAAUGAUAAAAAGUCGUGGUUAAAUAAAGACAUUUUACACAAGACUCAAGAUAUAUAUGAAUUAUUAUGUAAAUUGCCCAGUGAAUCUUCAGUUGUUAUAACAUCUGUUAAUAAUCUUCUUAAAGAACUUUUCACUCAUAGAGGCUCGGGAACAUUCUUUAAAAUAACGGAACCUAUUCAGAGAUAUAGAACAUUAGAUGGUAUGGAUAUGGAUAGAUUUACUGCACUCUUCAAUAAGUCGUUUAAGAAAAAUCUAAAACCUGAAUAUUUUGAAGAAAUUGAAGAUAAGAUUGACAGAAUUUAUUUGUCCAAAAGUUACAAUGCUGGAGCAGUCAUAUUGAGAGAUGAAGAAACAAACAUCCCUUAUUUAUGUAAAUUAGGUGUGUCUGCUAAAGCUCAAGGGGAGGGAACUAGUGAAUUAUUAUGGGAUACCAUAAGACAAGAUUAUCAACAGUUAUUUUGGAGAUCUCGCAUUGAUAACUUCAUCAACUCAUGGUAUUUUAAGAAAUGUGAAGGAAGUUGGACCAAUAGUAAAUGGACAGUUUUCUGGUAUGGAGUAACAGACCCCAGUAUAUCCACAGUUCUAAUCAAUACUGCUAUGAAUAAAGAACCCUCCUUUCAAACUCCUAGUGAUUCUAAAGCUUCAGCUUAA
Molecule: messenger RNA, 1599 nt
Organism: Lottia gigantea (owl limpet)
Lineage: Eukaryota; Metazoa; Mollusca; Gastropoda; Lottiidae
Exons: 14
Coding region: 1-1599 (532 amino acids)
Biological process (GO): L-arginine biosynthetic process
Cellular component (GO): mitochondrial matrix
Molecular function (GO): arginine binding; L-glutamate N-acetyltransferase activity, acting on acetyl-CoA as donor
Source: RefSeq, a predicted model, not a curated record